This is a messenger RNA of Theobroma umbraticum, 2077 nucleotides long. Its product is annotated as anthocyanidin 3-O-glucosyltransferase 5-like. Lineage: Eukaryota; Viridiplantae; Streptophyta; Magnoliopsida; Malvales; Malvaceae. Gene Ontology annotation, molecular function: UDP-glycosyltransferase activity. The record is from RefSeq and is a predicted model, not a curated record.
GAGACAUAAGAAGGGAAAAUUUUGCAAUUUACCUCUCAUAUUGUUGCUGAUAUCUGAUACUAAUUUUUGAGUUGGAUUUCUUGAUUCAAGUGAACUAAUAUCUGAAGGAGUGAGGCGUCCAGAAAAGGUUUUGGCUGUAAGCAAUAAUUGCUGAGAAGAAAAAUCAAUUGUUCCACCAAACAUUAAAAGGAGGUGCAAAUCCUGAGAGCCUUGUCUGCUUUAUCACAAAGAAAAGGGAAGCUUUAACAGUAGCUUUGUUUUGGUGAUGAUUUUUUGUGAGUCCUGUACCUGCUAUCCAGCUUGAUCACCAUUAGUGAAUGGUGAAAGCUAGCCCCAAUGUCCUUGCCCUUAUUCUGGAAUCCCCACAAGCUUUCAUAAUUAGUGGUGCUCCUUUCCCUGACCCCUGGGCAGUUGCUAUAGCUCUCUCUAGAAAAAAGUAUCUUUCUUUCUGAGUAGAAACAAUAUACACCGAUCAUUAACCCAAAACCAAAGGGUAGUUGGUUGAUGCAUCUCAAGCAGAAAGCUAUCCUCAAGUUUUAGAUUUCUAAAACUAUGGAACAAUCAAACACGAAGCCUCAUCUAGUAUUACUGUCCGCCCCAGCUCAUCUCAUGCCCGUUAUUGAGCUUGGCAAACGCCUUGUUUCUUGUCAGGACGUUAAAGUAACAAUUUUUGUUGCUUCUUUUGUCCAAUCAGCUGCAGCGGAAUCGCGGAUGGUCCGAUCUGCGCUGACCACAAAACUCUUUGAUGUCAUCCACCUCCCACCAGCCGACGUUUCCAACCUUGUUGCCCCUGGCGAUCAGGGGAUUCCAUCACUUUCUGCGGCUGUGCGUGUAGUCAGGCCAGCUUUUCAGGCUGCUAUAUCCGCUUUGGAGACUCCUCCAACUGCUCUCAUCGUUCACGUUUUUGCAAUAGAGUGUUUACGAAUUGCGGAUGAGCUUAAGAUUCCAAAAUAUGUUUUUGUCUCCACAAAUGCGUGGUUUCUUGCUCUGAUCAUGUACACUCCGGUCCUGGACAAGGAAGUGAAAGGAGAGUAUGUUGAUAAGAAAGAACCAUUUGCUCUUCCAGGUUGCUCGCCGAUUCGAGCAGAAGAUUUGCCUGAUCCGAUGCUCUUCCGAACCAAAGCAAAUUAUCAUGAAUACCUGAAAAUAGGUAUGGAGAUUCCAAAGGCUGAUGGGAUUUUGGUGAACACAUGGGAAGAACUGCAGCCCAAAACACUAGCUUCUUUGAGAGAUGGUAACCUCUUGGGUAGCGUUGCUAAGGCACCAGUAUUCCCAAUCGGCCCUAUAAAUUCAGAGGGUUCUGCAGCAUUAAGAAUCGAGUUAUUUGACUGGCUGGACAAGCAACCGACUGACUCUGUACUUUACAUAUCUUUUGGAAGUAUGGGAGGGCUCUCGCUUGAGCAAAUGACGGAAUUAGCUCGGGGUUUAGAGUUGAGCCAGCAAAGAUUCAUCUGGGUAGUGCGUCCACCGACCCAAAAAUCAGGAGGCGGCUCGGGUCCGAAGGUUGGGAACGCUAGUGAUGAUAUGUCAAGUUACUUGCCAGAAGGGUUCAUUUCCAGGACCCGGGACCGGGGACAGGUUGUUCCACAAUGGGCUCCGCAGGUGGAAAUCUUGAGCCAUCCAUCAUGCGGAGGGUUUUUUACACAUUGUGGUUGGAAUUCAGCCAUAGAAUGCAUCACCAAUGGAUUACCGAUGAUCGCUUGGCCACUGUACGCUGAGCAGAGAAUGAAUGCUACGUUGCUGACAGAGGAGCUUGGCAUAGCUGUUCGAUCACAAACAUUACCAUCCACGGGUGUUGUGGGGAGGGACGAGAUAGGGAAGAUGGUGAGAAAAAUAUUUGUGGAUGAUGCAGGGCGUCAAAUGAGGGCCAGAGUCAAGGAGAUGAAACUUGGUGCGGAGACAGCUUGGAGUAAAAGCGGUUCCUCGUAUAAUGCACUAGCUGAAAUGGUGAAACACUGCCAGAAAUGCCUGUAGCUGAAACGGCGGUUCAUGUAAUAAAUGAUUCCUCCUGCUUCCAUGCUUUUAGUUUAGUGUCUUAUCAAUAAAAUUUAAACAUGUUUUUCGUUGUGCCGAUUAA